UUCCGACUGUAUGUUAAGCAAAACUGUAAUAAGUUUGGUUUCAUGCUUUAAUAAAUAUUUACUCUGUUGAUUAAAUUUUAAUUAAUUUUGUAGAAGUUAACUGUGUCUUAAUUUUGAUUUGCUUAAUUUUGCAAAUUAAUCUGUGAAUUGCUUCUUGGACCGUUUCCGUUUUUCUGUUUUUGGCUUCUUUCAUUGACUGUUAUUCUUGGCCAUUUAAAUGUUUCACACUAAAGUGUGUUCAAAUGCUCGAUUCUUAUUUGUCGGGACGAAUCGAAAUUUGAUCGAUUCAUUGAGAGUUGUCACACGAUUAUAUGCGACCGAACCAAAAGUUGUACCAAAAAAGCCAGGUCCUGGAGGGGCUGGAGCUAAAAAAACUUAUUCACGUGAGAAACCACAUAUUAAUGUUGGAACGAUAGGACAUGUUGAUCACGGUAAAACUACACUGACCGCUGCAAUUACCAAAGUUUUAGCUGAGAAAAAAUUAGCUAAAGUCAAGAGUUAUGAAGAUAUUGAUAAUGCCCCUCAAGAGAGACAGAGAGGUAUUACAAUUAAUUCUGCCCAUGUUGAAUAUUCAACUGCAAAAAGACAUUAUGGCCAUACAGAUUGCCCUGGUCAUGCUGAUUACAUUAAAAAUAUGAUUACUGGUACCAAUAUUAUGGACGGUAGCAUUUUAGUAGUUGCAGCCACUGAAGGACCUAUGCCCCAAACCAGAGAGCAUCUUGUUUUAGCUAAACAGAUAGGAAUUCAACACAUCGUUGUUUAUUUGAAUAAAGCUGACAUUGCUGAUAAAGAAAUGGUUGAACUAGCUGAAAUGGAAUUAAGAGAUGUUAUGACUGAAAUUGGAUUCAGUGGGGACAGUGUACCAAUAAUAACUGGUUCAGCUUUGGCUGCUUUAGAAGGAGCUAGCCCUGAAAUCGGUCGAGAUUCAAUUCUUAAACUUUUAGAUACCAUUGAUGAAUAUAUUCCCGAACCUGUUAGAGAUCUUGACAAACCUUUUAUGUUACCGGUUGAAAGAACUCAUGCCAUUCAAGGACGAGGAACUGUUGUAACUGGUAAAGUUGAAAGAGGGCUUCUCAAGAAAGGAGAUGAAGUUCAAAUUUUGGGUUUUGAUAAAGACAUGAAAACAACAAUAGCUGGAAUUGAGAUGUUUAAGCAAAUUUUAGAUGAUGCCCGAGCUGGUGACUCGAUUGGAGCCUUAAUUCGAGGAGUCAAACGAGAAGACGUUCGUCGUGGAAUGGUUCUGUGUGCUCCUGGUAGUUUACAACUUAGCGACCAGGCAAUGGCCAAAGUUUACUUUUUGAAUAAAGAAGAAGGUGGAUUCCCAAAGCCCAUUUUGUCCCACCUUGUUUCUACUUUGUUCACGAUGACCGCAGAUAUGAGGUUUAAACUGGACUUCCUUGAUAAAGAAAUGGUUAUGCCCGGUGAAGAUAUUGAAAUGAGAAUAAGACUUCCUAAAUCACUUGUUAUGGAGAAAGGUCAAAGAUUUACAAUUCGUGAAAUGGGAUUCACCUUAGCUACUGGAGUUAUAACUGAAGUUUUACCUAACAUGACCCUAACAGAAAAGCAAGCAUUUAUGAAGGGACGAACGCGAAAGGAGAGAGAAGCUUUUGCUGAAAAGUAUGCGGAAGUUUUGAAAGAAUAUACAACAAAGCCGAUUCUUGGUUAAAAAAUUUAGUCAUUUAAACAGAUUAAUAUUGGAACGUCAUUAAAAUCAACAUCUUUUUCACUAGAAAUUGUAAUAAUCAUUACAAUUGACAUUUUUUGCAUAGAUCACCUCUGUUUGACCCUUUUGUCAAUGAUUAAAGUUUCAGUCCAAUGAAACUUGUAGCUUGUUAGUUAUUUAUAAUACUAAUGUUAUAUUAAAAGAAAGUAAAAUUUACCUCAAAAUUUUGUAAAACUUUAAUUUUAAUUAAAUGGAUCAAAACUUUAGUU
Tetranychus urticae (two-spotted spider mite) is the source of this 1932-nucleotide messenger RNA. RefSeq lists its product as uncharacterized. Gene Ontology annotation, cellular component: mitochondrion. Gene Ontology annotation, biological process: mitochondrial translational elongation. The record is from RefSeq and is a predicted model, not a curated record. NCBI's taxonomy places the organism in Eukaryota, Metazoa, Arthropoda, Arachnida, Trombidiformes, Tetranychidae. Gene Ontology annotation, molecular function: GTPase activity; GTP binding; translation elongation factor activity.